This is a messenger RNA of Paramuricea clavata, 1950 nucleotides long. NCBI's taxonomy places the organism in Eukaryota, Metazoa, Cnidaria, Anthozoa, Malacalcyonacea, Plexauridae. The record is from the annotation of a GenBank genome assembly.
AUGGCAGGUAGGUCAUUCCAAGUUCAAGAAAAUAAACAGUUGCCCGCGGCUUUGGGAAAAUCGGGCAUCUUCUCAAAGCCGAAUUCCCAUUCUUCGAAAACCGUGUUCGAUUCACCCAUUGUCACGAAUAAGCUUUUGGAAGCAAUAAGCAUCCCUGGUGCUAGCUCCACCGAAAGCGAUAUCUGGAUCGGGUACGAGUCGAAGGUUACCCUGAAUGUCUGCAAUGCCAAACGUUUCAUUAAAAAUCAAAAGGUAGAAUUUAUCGUCAACGGCAAUCAACUUCGAACUAUGGCUACCGUAGUUCGUGAUGCCACCGAUGACGACGAUGUUCUAUACAUCACCUUCAUCGCCGACGGUAAAUUUGACCGAUAUCUUUUGAUAGGAAUGGUUAGGAACCCCAAGGUGUUUGCGUUGGAUAUGGCUUCGUUGAAGGAAUCCGCCCGAACCGAUGACUUGGGAACCGCUAUUAGCCACUUGAUGCCUCUGUUGUCCGAUACCACAAUUGUCAAGGUUGUGACCGAUCAACAUACAGAUGAGAGUAUCGUUCGCCAUGGAUUGAACCUAAUUUUGAAAUACAAAUUUUGUCUCAGACACUUAUGGAAAUACGGUUUAAGCUUAAAGGAAAUGGGGGAUGCACCUCGUUAUUUCGACAAUAACGAUGCGGCCAUCUUCUUCAAGAGAAGGGCAUUUUCUUUAAUCCCGACCAACGAUGAGGAUUCUAAGCUCUCGCGUACCGAUCCAAACUUCUAUCGGAAAGCUGCACGAAGCCCACUCUUCGUGCAACUUAAACGGCGCGAUGAAUUCCUCCGGAACUUUCUCUUCUCAUCUUGUCUUUCGGGUUCUCUGGCUGUGCUUUGGUUUACCAAAGUGAUGUGUCACAAUCUGAAAAUAAGUGAGAAACAUAGGAAAAGUCUGCUUCAAAUUAACGGGGUCGCUUCCGUGGUAAAAGCCGCGAUAAAACAUUACGACGAAAUGUUUCCGCGUCCCGUUAAAACCUCUAUUAACCCCUGGGUGUCCAUUUCAGGGGACAAAAAGAACAAGAAGGUGACAACAAAAGAUAUUCCGAUGGACGUUGACCGCCCGGCAAAAGCUUCCACCAAAGCCGUGGUGCACCAGGAGGACACGGAUGCCAUCAAAGUCCUCAACCAGGCCCCGAGAGAGGUUCCUAUUCCUCCCCAAGCUCCUCUUCCUGGACAACUCCAACCUCCUGUCCAGUAUUCGAACGGCGGCUACUUCACCGGUUCUGGAGCCAACCAUGACGGAACUUCCGAAAAUCCACGGAACGAAAAGGAUCCUCUGGGACUCCAGAACGAUUACGAAGAAGAGCCCUCCAUCUCCUUGGAUCCCGCUUCUUUUCAAGCUCUUUCAGAGAUUCUGAAGAUGCUCCCCUUGCAGGGCGGUGUCGUCCAAGCCGUCGAAGCUUUAAAAGCCGCCCAAAACCUGUCCACUUCCCCGUUCCUCGUCCCGACCUCUCAUUCUUCUGGAUGUGUCCCGGCUUUCCCCUCUGGUCUCAUCCCCCCUUCUUCUAAUUCCCUCCCGUCCUCGAACUCUCUUGUCCCGCCUUCGACUUCUAACACCGUCCCGUCGGGUGAAAACCUGAAAAAGAAAAGUCGAAAUGAACCAAGAGGACGCUCCACGUCCACAAAAAGGGACAAAAAAGUCGACAGGAAAGGGAAACGGGAAAUUCGCUCACCAUCCAAGGGCCCGGUGUCGAAAGCCCCGAAGGUGGACGGCAUCGCGGACCUAAUCAAGCGGAAGGAGAAGGAGGCGGUGUCGGAUGCGGAGAUCGCCGGUCGCCUUCAAAGCGAGCACGCCAAACUGGAGGAAGACAUCAAAAAACUUCACGCUCGUAAGGAGGUGAUCAAAGAAGCAGCCGGCGAAUUUCAACGCCGAGCCGCUUUAGCUACAGCGGAGAUCGCUAUACUUACCCGCCACCUUCCCCGUUCUUAG